AACUUCAAUCGUGGGAGUGUAUAAUUGCCGUGAUCGAGUUCUUCUUAUUUCCAGAAAUGAUUCUUCUUCGAUUGAAGACAUGGAGAUGAAUUGUCCCUGAACUUGUGAAAUUUCUUUUACCAUCAUGAGUAUUGCUGACUACACUCAAACCCCUGAGGACCAUCAGGCUUUUCUUGUGACAGUGAAACCAGUGGGAGCAGUCAAAGUCCAGGCAUUUUCCAGGAUCAUCAACCGCAUCACCAGUGUUUCGUAUGUGCGGGUGCCCGACAACAAACGUGGCAUCUGGCUCAGAUACAAGCGUCUUGUCCACUUAGAAAACAAUGAGUGGGGCGACUUCCAGGUCCAUCGACGUGUCGCCGGCCUCAUCUGCUUGGGAAAGGCAUCGUCGGAGAUUGAACUCGCCACCGUGUAUGCAAACUUUGACACAAUGAAGGAAACUUUUCGGAGCACGCUAUUUGACUCUAGGUGUUUUGUUUUUGGGAUGUCAGAGGAGACGGUGCAGGAGAGUGCGUCUGGAGUCAGACCUGAUGCUGUGUAUUACAAGAGUAUGGAAGACUGUGAUCAAUUGGAGGAUGAUGUCAAAGAAUUUGCUUCAGCGCUGUUCUGGGUGUUGGAAUCCAAGCGUCUUGAUAAAACAAAUACCAGCAGAAAUGACAAGCUCCCUCUCUUAAUGGCACCAUUCGAGCGGAAGGAUAUUGUUGGCAUUGAUACGGAGACAAGGACCUUUCGGCGGCGUGUGCAGGGUAGAAUGCGUAAGCAUAUUGGUGAUCUUAGCCUGAUGGCUGGUAUGACUCAAGAUGCAUUUGUUCAUUAUCAGACGGCCUAUGAGAUCUUAAAAGGAGCCAAUGAUUGGCUGUGGAUGGCAGCUUGCCUUGAAGGCAUGUGUGCAGCUUCUGUAAUCCAGCUAUAUCCUACAGAACCCCCAAACAAAGGGAUUCCUAGAAAUGCUUCCUUCAGUGGGGAAUCUUUAUUAAAGCCUCCGGAAGAGAAACUUCAUCGUACAGGGAGCUAUGAGACCAUGAAUGGAGUAGAUGAAAAGUACGAAGAUGAAGACCUACCAAAGAACUGCCUUCCUCCUGAUGAUAUCAUUGAGAAAUACAGGGAUGCUAUUGUGCAUUACGCAAAGUAUACGAAUGCUGCAAUCAUAGAGAUGGAGGCAUGCAUUAAAGCUACAGAAGUCCUCAUCAAGCAAAGGAAAACAAUGGAUGCUGCAGACUUUCUUCAGAAUGUAAUCUACAUCAACCUCAAUCUCCCGGAGCACGAGAAGGUUCAGCGUUACAGUGCCCUCUCCAGGUUGUUCUCAAAGAUUGGCUUUCAUCGGAAGGCUGCGUUCUUCAAGCGGGUAGCUGCAAUGCAAUGUGUUAGUCCCACCAAUCCAAAUUCCAGCUGGGCUAUGUGUCACAGUUUACUCUUGGAAGCCAUGGAUGGGUACAAGCUGUCUCUAAAUGCCAAGGAUUAUAGACGAGAUGUCCCUCAUGGAUGGCUGAUGUUGCAGAUCAAGCUUCUUAAUGAGAUGAUAUUAACAGCAAGACGGAUGGGUGACCAUAGAUUAGCUGUGAGGUAUCUUUCAUUCUUGCUCCAUGCAUUCCAUCCUAAGAUGUCUGUCAAUGAAAAGAGGGAGGUGGCAGCUCAACUUGAGACCUUAACCAGUAAGACUCCAGGAGUACCCCUUCCUCUCUCAGUUGAUAAUGGCUUGAUUGUACCAGCGGUUCCCUUCACUUCGUUCCCUGUAGUCAAAUCUUUUCAGCUUAUCCGUCUAUCUAACCAGUUACUUCCCCAUAGAACAGCUCCUAGUAUCACCCUCAAAGAUGGGCUCAACUCUGUCAAUUCCAGUCCUUUCAUCUACACUCCACUUAGCUCAAGAAAUAAUACAAUACAAAGAGAUAGAUCCAAAGUUGAUUUCAAGUGGGUAUCAAAUGAGGCUUGUGAGGUCUGUCUACAAGUCUACAAUCCUUUACCCUUUGAGCUUAGAGUUAGCAAUCUAGGUUUCCUGGUGGAAGGCUUGAAGUUUGAUCCAAUCCCUGCCACCAUCACCCUCCCUCCCCAGUCGGGUCCCCACGUGGUUUCCCUGAUGGGCAAACCCAAGGGCUCCGGCCUCCUCACCAUCACGGGCUACACCACCAUCGUCCUGGGUGUAGAGAGUCACUGCCGUCUGGCUCACGUCCCUGACGUAACCGAGCCCUUCUACCAAGUCAAGGUGGCGCCGGCGCUGCCCCUCCUUAAGAUUUCGACCUCCUUGCCCAAGGCGGCCAGUAGAUUGAGCUUAGAUCCCUCUGAGAAGCAGGCAAGCACGAGUGCGGCGGUUAGUCUCCUGACGGGAGAAAGCUGUGAAUGUGAAGUUAGGAUAACUAAUUGCAGUAAAGAUGUAGCUGUAGAUACACUGGAUAUAGUAUUAGAUUGUGAUCUUGAUGAUGUAUUUACAUGGAGUGAAGAGAAUGUUCAAACGCAGCUUCCAUUACAGCCAACCUGUCAACUCACCCUAACUCUGUAUAUCAAAGCAAAGGGCCCUUUCUGUGUGCAGUCGGGUAAUACAAAACCAAUGAAUGUUCCUCCAACUCCUACAGUGAACAGAACAGAUAGGAUACCUGGUCUAUCCUCCCACCCAUCAAGAUCACCUUCAACAUCAAUGAUAGAACAGCAAGCAUUGGCACCACAUGAAAUAGAUCUUACCAGAUUACAACAGAUAAUUGAAGGUACUCUGAACAUGCAGUACUCUGGUGGAGAAGGAGUAGAUGAGUACUUUAGGCAGACUUCUUUAGUUCUUAACGUAGAGGUCCAACCAUCUAUAGUCUUUACAAAGUGGACCACCAUACCAGCCACUGAUCCGAGACAUUUCCAUUUGGUGCUUGAUGCCAUGAAUGCUACUCUUCAAGAUUUAAAAGUGCAAUAUGGAGAGGAGAACUGUGAGGUAGCAUUAGAGAGCCAGAAGACAAAGAGGAUGGCAGUACGAGUGGAUCGGUUUGAGCUGGAUACUCAAGCCGUGAACGAGAGUUCUGAGUUCUCCUACGUGAUGGAGGAUCCACAGCUUCAUAUGUUUUCAGUACAGCUAGCAACCAUGGUGGACAUCAGGUGGCAAUGUCCCAUCAAUGGCAAACAUGGGGACGCAUCUGUGGAGGGUCUGAGGUUAUCUCAAGAGGAAUUAGACAACAUUGUUCCGUUCCCUGUUUGGUGGGAUGUUCAGAUCAACGGCGAGGCUCACAUGGUAGGAGAACCGGUCACUGCCAACCAGGGGGAACCUCUAAACAUAGCUGUCUCGGUCACAAGUAAAACAGAUGUAUGUGUUGGCCCAGUUGAGCUGAGUACAUUUGUCUACUUGGAUCAUGAGAAUGAAAAGAAGGAGAUAAAUCCAGCUGAUAAAGUAACUUGUUUAGGAACUACCUCAAGAGUCAUUAAACAGUUUGACAGCAACCAGUCUGCAAGUCACGAAUGUACCUUCAUAUUCCUCUAUCACGGCAUCUACAAGGUAGGAAUCACAUUCAAAGAGUUAAAUCACCAGUCUGAACCUAUCUCAUCUAACACACAGCACAGCAUAGUAUUAGAGAGGGAGGAGAGAGUGUGGAAGUACAGGCCACCGGUCGAGGUGCAGGUACAGUGAAGGUGCAUUCACAUGUGGAGAAAUAUUGCACAGUUACAUUUUUUUUACAUGGUGUAAAUGACUGAAAUUAUGUGCUCUAUGUUAUGAUAUUAAUUAAUAAAAAUUGCUGCACUAUGUCAUUCCCCCCCCC
Messenger RNA from Lytechinus pictus (painted urchin), 3725 nucleotides. Its product is annotated as trafficking protein particle complex subunit 9-like. The transcript has 22 exons. The coding region runs from base 125 to 3595 and encodes 1156 amino acids. The record is from RefSeq and is a predicted model, not a curated record. Gene Ontology annotation, cellular component: trans-Golgi network. Lineage: Eukaryota; Metazoa; Echinodermata; Echinoidea; Temnopleuroida; Toxopneustidae.